Trichomonas vaginalis G3 is the source of this 514-nucleotide messenger RNA. Its product is annotated as organellar and viral DNA polymerase type B. The transcript has a single exon. The annotation marks the transcript as partial. Lineage: Eukaryota; Parabasalia; Trichomonadida; Trichomonadidae. The record is from RefSeq and is a predicted model, not a curated record.
AUGUUAGCAUCAACUUUACCAAACUCUUUAGUUAUGAACCCAACUUCAAUGUUAGUAGAUACGUCAAAAACUAUUCCAGAUUCGUUUGAUUUCGAAACAACAAUCCAGAAGAUAAAGCAAGAACUUCUCCAAGGAGAUUUAGAUUGCACUGCAAAAGAUGAAACAAAUGAACAAUAUCUUUAUGAAAUGCAGGAUAUUAUUGACCAUCUACCUAAACUUCCUGAAAUACAACAACAAAAGCUUACUAUUCCAGAAUUUGAAGAAAUUGAAGUCAGACCAACCGACUCAGUUGAAAUUAAGAAGUUCAUACGUAAAGUUAACUAUGAGUUCCUUGGAAUUCAUUGCAACCACAAAGUCAUGGACAAAGACUGCAAUAUGGUAUAUAAGAACAUAUCUGACUUAUACAAAUCUGAAGAAUUCAAAACAUAUGACAAUUUUGUUACGUUAGUAGCUAAAUGUGUUUGGGAAAUAAGAAAUAAAGACAAAAGAAAUAAGGUAUGGAACGAACAAAUUA